AACUUAUCGAUUUUUAGAAGGUUCUGAUAAUAAUAAUAUAUCUGAAGACAUAAAUGAAUUACGAUUGGAUAAUAUGAAAUGUAUAAUCAAAAUUUGUGACCAAGAACUUACCUAUGAACAAGUAGUACUUGAUAAAAAUAAAAUACCAGCUAAUUGGUUUACAACACCAACAAAUGCAGAGAAAGUUAUUAAUGAUAAAUAA
Messenger RNA from Racocetra persica, 202 nucleotides. NCBI's taxonomy places the organism in Eukaryota, Fungi, Glomeromycota, Glomeromycetes, Diversisporales, Gigasporaceae. The record is from the annotation of a GenBank genome assembly.